This is a messenger RNA of Candidula unifasciata, 156 nucleotides long. The record is from the annotation of a GenBank genome assembly. Lineage: Eukaryota; Metazoa; Mollusca; Gastropoda; Stylommatophora; Geomitridae.
CUGAAACUAGGAUUACCAGAUUACCAGAUGAGAAUCCAGCGUUUUUAAUCGCCCGGUCAGCCGAACGUAGGGUCAAGUCUCAGUGGCAGAUAAAAAAUCACAACAGAUUUGUGCCAUUUCCGCAGUGGACAUUGGGUGCAGUUAAGACGACCAUAC